GCUGUGGUGACCGCGGGUGUGGCCUACGCCUUGUGGACCUACGUCUCCACCUUGAGCCCCACACCAGGGCCAUACCUGGCAGGAUCCAGGGCCGCGGCUCCGGCGCGCGGGCGCGCGGGGGAUAGAAAGGGAAAGAUGGCGACGGGGAUAGAGAGGGGGAAGGCUAAGAAAGAGAGUCAAAGGUUUUCUCUGAGCUCUAGGGAAACAGCGAUAAAGGUAGAGAAGGAAAAAAGGAAGGACUUGGAAGUAAAAAGCAAAGAGAAGGGGAAAGAGAAAGGGAAGGAAGAGGAGAAAAAGUCUGUAGAGGUGAAAAACAAGAAGAAAGAAGUAGGGAAGGGAGAAGAUAACGGGAAGGAUGUAGGCCCGAAAAUAGACCAAGGGAAAGAGAAAGAAGAGGAGAAAAGAAAGAGUGCCGAUGUGAAAACCAAGGAGAGUGGAAAAGACAAUGGGAAGGAAGAGGAGAAAAGGAAGGAUGUCGAUGUGAAAUCCAAGGAAAACGUGAAAGAAGAAGAGAAAAAGAAGAGUGUGGACCCGAAAACCAAGGAGAACGGGAAAGGGAAGGAGGAAGAGAAGAAGAGCAUGGAUCUGAAAACCAAGGAGAAUGGGAAAGGGAAGGAGGAAGAGAAAAGACAGAGUGUGGACCCGAAAACCAAGGAGAACGGGAAAGGGAAGGAGGAAGAGAAAAAGAAGAGCGUGGAUCUGAAAACCAAGGAGAACGGGAAAGGGAAGGAGGAAGAGAAAAGACAGAGUGUGGACCCGAAAACCAAGGAGAACGGGAAAGGGAAGGAGGAAGAGAAAAAACAGAGUGUGGACCCGAAAACCAAGGAGAACGGGAAAGGGAAGGAGGAAGAGAAAAGACAGAGUGUGGACCCGAAAACCAAGGAGAACGGGAAAGGGAAGGAGGAAGAGAAAAGACAGAGUGUGGACCCAAAAACCAAGGAGAACGGGAAAGGGAAGGAGGAAGAGAAAAAGAAGAGCGUGGAUCUGAAAACCAAGGAGAACGGGAAAGGGAAGGAGGAAGAGAAGAAGAAGAGCAUGGAUCUGAAAACCAGGGUGUUCGGGAAAGGGAAGGAGGAAGAGAAGAAGAAGAGCAUGGAUCUGAAAACCAAGGAGAACGGGAAAGGGAAGGAGGAAGAGAAGAAGAAGAGCAUGGAUCUGAAAACCAGGGUGUUUGGGAAAGGGAAGGAGGAAGAGAAGAAGAAGAGUGUGGAUCUGAAAACCAAGGAGAAUGGGAAAGGGAAGGAGGAAGAGAAGAAGAGCGUGGAUCUGAAAACCAAGGAGAACGGGAAAGGGAAGGAGGAAGAGAAGAAGAGCGUGGAUCUGAAAACCAAGGAGAACGGGAAAGGGAAGGAGGAAGAGAAGAAGAGCGUGGAUCUGAAAACCAAGGAGAACGGGAAAGGGAAGGAGGAGGAGAAAAGACAGAGUGUGGGCCCGGAAACUGAGGAGGACGGGGAAGAGAAGGAAGAGGAGAAAAGACAGAGUGUGGGCCCGGAAACUGAGGAGGACGGGGAAGAGAAAGAAGAGGAGAAAAUACAGAGUGUGGACCUGAAAACCAAGGAGAACGGGAAAAGGGAGGAGGAAGAGAAAAAGGAAAAUGACGUGGAAGGCAAGGAGAAUGGGUCAGGGUUGGAAGCCAAGAAGGAGCAAGGGACGGAGAAAGAGAAGGAACAGGUCACAGAACAGGUCAAGGAGAACAGCAGCACCUUCAUUAAAACCCUGUACCCGCCGCCGGUAAGAGACCUGGGACCGGGACUCUCGCUUCCGAGGCCACUGUGGGCAUCCAGGCCCGCUAGCUCUGUUACGUCGUCGCCGAACUACGCAGAGAACCGGGUCUUGUCAGCAGAGAACCGGGUCUUGUCAGCAGAGAACCGGGUCUUGACCGCAGAGAACCGGAUCUUGUCCGCAGAGAACCGGGUCUUGUCCGAGGGCUUCUGUCUAUGGAUGAGGGGAUGUGCCAAGGUGAAAAACAAGCAGAUCCUAGUACUAGGCCUGGAUGGAGCAGGAAAGACCAGUGUCCUCCACUUCCUGGCUUCCAACACAGUCCGGCACAGCACAGCACCCACCCUAGGUUUCAAUGCAGUUAACAUCAGCUCUGAAGACAGGCAGAUGGAGUUCCUGGAGAUCGGUGGCAGUGAGCCAUUCCGCUCCUACUGGGACAUGUACCUACCCAAGGGGUGGUUGCUCAUCUUUGUGGUAGACUCAGCUGAUCAUAAACGGUUACCCGAAGCCAAGAAAUACCUUCAUCAGCUAAUUGAUCCAAAUCCAGACCUCCCUCUCGUUGUAUUUGCCAACAAACAGAAGGAUCUUGAAGCCGCCUAUCGAAUUACAGAUAUCCACGAUGCUUUGGCUCUGUCUGACGUGGGGAACGACAGGAAGCUCUUCUUGUUUGGAACUCAGGUGACUAGGAAUGGUUCAGAGAUCCCCUCCAUCAUGCAAGAUGCCAAAGACCUAAUUACACACCUGGCCAUAAAUAUGUAGAAGUGACUAAGACCCGCCCGGCCCUACUCAGCUCCCACCCAACCAUCAUCAGAGAGGGCUGAAAGGCAGGCUUACGCCAAAAUUUCCACUUUCAAUAAAAAAUAAGCCGUG
Messenger RNA from Rattus norvegicus (Norway rat), 2589 nucleotides. It is a transcript of the gene Arl9, whose product is annotated as ARF like GTPase 9. The record is from RefSeq and is a predicted model, not a curated record. Lineage: Eukaryota; Metazoa; Chordata; Mammalia; Rodentia; Muridae. Gene Ontology annotation, molecular function: GTP binding; GTPase activity.